AGAGGCGAUCUCUACCUAUUCCAUUUUUAUUUUUAAAAAAAUAGCGGUUGGAAAGAUCAGGUGAAGGAAUUGCAAAACAGCCAGAUCGCUAAUGGGGGGUGUUGGUAUUUUCACUUGUUCUCCAUGUUUAUCGCCUGGUUUACUUUUUUUACUUGUCUUUCUGUUUUUUUCGUAUCUCAGAUCAAAAAUUUGGAUUUUCUGACCAGAAACAACAUGGAAAAAAAGUUGUGCCAUUAUUUUUUGUUUGUUUUGCGUCUGUCCAUACUGACGAAUUCGAGGGGUGGUAUGCAAAUCAUUUUCAAUGUCAUACCAUAUUUAGAAUUUUUCCUUAAGAAAUACCAUCCCCCAACCUCCCCUCCCAUGUUUGUACCUCACAGCGAAUACAAAAAAAAACAGGAAGAAACAAGCACACGCACAAAGAAAAAAAUUCAUUCUAUUUUUGACGUUGCACAAAUAAAAAAAGCAUGAUCUCAAUUCCCUCCUCCUAAAAAACCACUUGUCAUAUUUACCCGCAUAAGAAACCCAAAUCCACCCACCCCCUUCUAUUUUUUUGUGGCAAGUGAAAUAAUUGGCUAAUUUCGGCACAACCUUGUGCUUAAUUGGUCGUACA
Messenger RNA from Kickxella alabastrina, 610 nucleotides. RefSeq lists its product as uncharacterized. NCBI's taxonomy places the organism in Eukaryota, Fungi, Kickxellomycota, Kickxellomycetes, Kickxellales, Kickxellaceae. Bases 124 to 468 code for a protein of 114 amino acids. The transcript has a single exon. The record is from RefSeq and is a predicted model, not a curated record.